Molecule: messenger RNA, 381 nt
Organism: Sphenostylis stenocarpa
Lineage: Eukaryota; Viridiplantae; Streptophyta; Magnoliopsida; Fabales; Fabaceae
Source: the annotation of a GenBank genome assembly
AUGCAUUACCAAGCUGCAGCGUCGUGGGGAAGCUAUGUGACUCCAAGGAAUGCAGUGGUGGGAGACCCACUGGAGCGCAUAGAGAGGCUGGCAUCGGAGAACGCGGUGGUGAUAUUCAGCAUGAGUACAUGCUGCAUGUGCCACGCCAUCAAGAGGCUCUUUUGCGGCAUGGGGGUGAACCCCACCGUGCAUGAGUUGGAUGAGGAUCCCCGAGGCAAGGACCUUGAACGGGCCUUGAUGAGGCUCCUAGGUUCCUCCUCCGUUGUUCCUGUGGUCUUCAUUGGUGGCAAGCUUGUCGGAACCAUGGACAGAGUCAUGGCAUGUCACAUCAAUGGCACUCUCGUCCCUCUCCUCAAAGAAGCUGGUGCUCUCUGGCUCUAG